UGUGAUCAUGGGCCGUAAAAAAAUAGAUAUUAAAUUUGUGAGAAAUAGGGAUUGUAGAAAUGUUACAUUUUCUAAGAGAAAAAAUGGUCUUAUUAAAAAAGCAAGUGAGUUAUCAAUUCUUUGUGGUUCUAGAAUUGGUUUGAGUGGUUACACUCCUGGUGGUAACCUUUUUGCUUUUGGUUCUCCAACUUUUGAAGUUGUGACUAAUGAGUUUCUCAAUGAAGAAAAUUAUCAAUUGGGAGGUGAAUCAUCAAAGCAAAUUGGUGGAUCUCCCCAAAUUGGAAGGAUCAAUGAGCUCAACCAAAGGCUUAAUGAUUUGAACCAAGAGUUGAUGGAAAAAGGUAAAGACCCUAUUGAUCUUGAUGCUUAUGAUUUUGAAGGGCUUCAAAAAGUGAAUGAUUCUUUGAAAGUGCUUCAAAGUGAAAUUGAUGCAGCUGCAUCUUUGCUUGCCCUUGCAAAUAGACCUAUCCAGUUUAUCAAAAUAAAUCAUGGCAAUAAAUGGGGAAAACCCAAAUUGAUCAAAAUUAAAUACUAGGGGUGAAUUCGAGUCGUUUCUCUUUGUUUAAUUUAAUAAAUUUAGUUUCAAUUA
Molecule: messenger RNA, 589 nt
Organism: Cicer arietinum (chickpea)
Lineage: Eukaryota; Viridiplantae; Streptophyta; Magnoliopsida; Fabales; Fabaceae
Product: agamous-like MADS-box protein AGL29
Molecular function (GO): DNA binding; protein dimerization activity
Source: RefSeq, a predicted model, not a curated record